CUUGUGGAUCCGAUUGGCGCUCCCGUUCAUUGCUUGGCCACCACCACCAACGUGAAGAGAAAGCGAAGCGACGAAGUAGACACAAAGAUGGCAUCGGCACCACAACCUCUCGUCUUGGCCGCGCACGGCUACGACGCCCUCAAGUGUGUCAUCACCUUGAAUGAAACCCAGACGCCGUUCACGCUCAAAGUGAACAGCACCACCGCCUCCCUCACGAUCCCUUCGACCAGCCAGACUUUGUCUGGGGCGAACGUGAUUGCCCGUUACGUCGCGCUUGCCGCGGGAGCGUUGUCCGCCGACGACUUGGCUGUCGAUGAAUGGCUCGAAUGGGAAAAGUAUGUGUUGCGUGUCACGUUGGACAAAACCGCUUUGGCGACCCUCAUCGACGCCAAGAUCAAGUCGGCGACGUUCGCCGUGGGUUCAACAUUGACGCUGGCCGACGUCGUCCUCGGCGUGGCAUUGCGCAAGUCGCUGGAAUGGCUUCCCCAGGCGUCGUACCCGCUUGUGACCGCGCGUUCGUACGUGGCGUCUCUCUUCCAGCGUCCUGUGUUUGCCUCCGCGUUGACGGCAGUGGUUCCGGAGGUGGCAUCCGCUCCGUCAUCCUUUCGAAAGAGCCAGGCCACGGCCGCUCAACUGCAGGGCAAAACGUACGACCAUGUGUUGGGCUUGAUCGAAGCGCUGUUCAUCGAAGCAGUGGACACGGCGUUCCCGGGUAUGUUGGACCGCCUGCAGUUCCGCGUCGAAGUGUCGCGGACAAAGAUUUCCAAAUUUGGCGACUACCAGUGCACGUCGUCCAUGUCGAUCUUCACGGCGUUGAAGGGGUCCCCGAACGCCCCCGGCUCGCCCCGCGACGUCGCGCUCGCGAUCAUCGCUUCGAUGCCUUCGAACCCCGUCGUGGAGAAGCUGUCGGUGGCUGGCCCUGGCUUUAUCAAUGCGUUUCUGACCACUCCGUUUGUCGCGAAUCGGUUGGAGCUGCUGCUACAGCAAGGCGUCCAAGCAUCACCGUCCAAAAAGCAAAAGGUAGUUGUGGACUUUAGCUCGCCCAACACGGCCAAGGACAUGCACGUGGGGCAUCUUCGGUCGACAAUCAUCGGCGACGCUAUGUGUCGCAUCCUCGAGUUUCAAGGCCACGAAGUGCUGCGCAUCAACCACGUUGGCGACUGGGGCACCCAGUUUGGGAUGCUCAUCACGCACUUGACCGAGGCCUUCCCGACGUGGAAGGAUGAGAUGCCAGACAUCACCAACCUCACGCAACUGUACAAGAACGCCAAGCAGCGUUUUGACGAAGAUGAAGACUUUCACAAACGAUCCAAGGAUGGCGUGGUCAAAUUGCAAGCGGGGGACGCCGAGUCACUCAGCGCGUGGAAGAUUCUGUGCGACGUGAGCCGCAAAGAGUACCAAAAAGUGUACGAUCGGCUGGACGUGCGGCUGGACGAGAUGGGCGAGUCGUUUUACAACCCGAUCAUCCCCCGAGUGAUUGAUAUGGUGGACGCGCAGGGCAUCACCGAGGACAGCGACGGCGCCAAGGUUGUGUUUACGACUAAGUACAAGCAGCCAUUCAUGCUGGUCAAGAGCGAUGGGUCGUAUCUGUACGAUACGACCGACAUUGCCGCGCUGUGGUACCGUCUACACGAGCUCAAGGCGGACUGGAUCAUCAUUUACACCGACUACACGCAGCAAGACCACUUUGGCUUGCUGUUUGAAGUCGGCGCCAUGUCCAAGAUCCUCGAUCCGGCCAAGCACCGCGUCAACCACAUCGGGUUUGGCACUGUGAACGACGAAUCCGGCAAGCGGUUCAAGACCCGAUCCGGCGAAACCGUACGCCUCGUGGACCUCCUGGACGAGUCCAAGGUGCGCAUGAAGGCGUCGUUGUUGGAGCGCAUCGCGGCGGGCCAGACGACCCUCCCCGAAGCCGACGUCGACCACGCCGCCGAAUUGAUCGGGUACGGCGCCGUCAAGUACUUUGACUUGAUGCGGUCGCCCCAGUCCAACUACGUGUUCAACUACGACAAGAUGCUGUCGACCAACGGCAACACGGCCGUGUACCUCAUGUUUGCAUAUGCGCGGCUGUCGUCGAUUGUCCGCAAGUCUGGUGUCGACAUGGACGCGUUGGCCCAGCAGUCGGGCGUGCUCAAUGUAGCCGACCCGAACGAAGCCGCGCUCGCCGUGGAGCUGCUGCAGCUGCAAGACGUACUCGUGUUCAUCAACAAGGAACUUGCAACCAACUGGCUGUGCACGUACCUGUACACUUUGUCGGAAAAGGUCCAAGUGUUUGUGACCCAGUGCCGCGUGCUCGGCAGCCCCGAGCAAAACAGCCGACUGCUGCUCUGCCAAGCCACGCUCAAGAUCAUGUACACGUGCUUCAAGCUGUUGGGGAUCAACCCCCUGGAUCAAAUUUAAGCCCAUUUGUGAAUGGACGACAUGAGGAACUGGUAAUUAUAUGCCUUGAAUUCUGCCACCAUGUGAAACCUGUUUGAGUAUGAUUAUUCUACAACACUCAAUAAAGCAAUCCACAGUGCGC
Molecule: messenger RNA, 2521 nt
Organism: Aphanomyces astaci
Lineage: Eukaryota; Oomycota; Saprolegniomycetes; Saprolegniales; Verrucalvaceae
Product: arginine-tRNA ligase
Exons: 1
Coding region: 88-2400 (770 amino acids)
Biological process (GO): arginyl-tRNA aminoacylation
Cellular component (GO): cytoplasm
Molecular function (GO): arginine-tRNA ligase activity; ATP binding
Source: RefSeq, a predicted model, not a curated record